UCCAAAACCCACAACACUAAAUUUCCUUCUAUAAAUAUGCAAAUGCUGGUUUCACAUUCAAUGUCAGAAAAUUAAAAAAAAAAAAUUAAAAGAAAAAGAGAUGAGCUUGUGCCCAUUUCUUCACUUGUUUUUCCUUCUUAUUUUAUCCGGUUGCAUAUUCUGGUUUUUCAAAUUCAUUUCUUCAUCAAACAUGUGGAAUCGUAUAAAGUUGAUGAUUUCCCAUUUGAAAUGGGCAUUUGAUUUCUUGGUUGAAUACUGUCUGAUUCCCAAUUACAUGCACAAGUUGCCAGAAAUGAGGGGAGAGACGAGAUUCAUAACCUGCGGUUACAGAUGCAAAGUAGAAGAAGAAGAAGAAGCAGAAUGUGCAGUGUGUCUAUGCAAGGUUGAAGAAGGAGAAGAAAUUGCAGACUUAAAAUGUGAUCAUGUUUUCCAUGGAGUUUGCUUCAGAGCAUGGAUUAGUAGCGGGUUGAGGAAACCCACUUGUCUGCUUUGUCGAGACUCCAUAGCUCAGCCUUCUGCCGGUCCUGAUGCAACCAUGGAGGUUUUGGAGUUCAACUUCUGCUACUUUGGUUCUGAUGAUCGGGAUAGGUGGUGGCUACGAUGAUUGCAGUCCACUUGUUUAAUAAUUAGCUUGUUCACGGAUAGAACAAUACUGAUA
Messenger RNA from Carica papaya (papaya), 658 nucleotides. RefSeq names its product putative E3 ubiquitin-protein ligase XERICO. NCBI's taxonomy places the organism in Eukaryota, Viridiplantae, Streptophyta, Magnoliopsida, Brassicales, Caricaceae. The record is from RefSeq and is a predicted model, not a curated record.